Messenger RNA from Carica papaya (papaya), 2680 nucleotides. RefSeq names its product Leucine-rich repeat protein kinase family protein. Gene Ontology annotation, molecular function: ATP binding; protein kinase activity; protein binding. Lineage: Eukaryota; Viridiplantae; Streptophyta; Magnoliopsida; Brassicales; Caricaceae. Gene Ontology annotation, biological process: protein phosphorylation. The record is from RefSeq and is a predicted model, not a curated record.
CAUGUUCUAAAAAUGUCACCUUUGAGCAUUCACAGACAAACUCUCUCUCUCUCUCUCUGUCUCUCUAUAGAUGUAUGUAUACAGAUAUCUUUAUGUCAAACAUAUAUAGAUCUUUAAAAAAGUGUAUGCAAAUAUUAAUUUAAAAAUCUUUAUCUCUCCCUUUAAUCAAUACCCACAAUCCCUUCCCCCCUCCCCCUUCCUCAAUCCCCACUUCCCAUUUUCUCUCUUCAGAAAUCAAGAAUUGGGAAACUUGAAAAGUUUGCAUUUUGAUUUUCUCCUUCAUGUUUUGUUUCUUUGGAGGGUUUCUAAGAUGACAAAACACAGAGAGAGACAUUUUGUCCCAAUCUUCCUUUGUUUGUUUCUCGUCUAAUUUUUCUUAAGAAAACAAUUCUCUGUUUUUCGCUCACUCCCUCACUCUUCCCGCCCAAUAUUCUCUAAACUAAAACAUGAACAACAACAAUCCUACUCUCUUCUUCUUCCUCUUUUUCUUCCUUGUUUUCCUCUCUUUUUCCUUUUCCUAUGCUGGAAAUGACACAAAUGCCCUCACUCUCUUCCGUCUCCAGACCGACACCCACGGCAACCUCCACCGCAAUUGGACUGGUUCCAACGCCUGCUCCGCCACGUGGCGCGGCGUGCUCUGUUCCUCCGAUGGCCGCGUCACUGAGCUCUCACUUCCUUCCCUCUCCCUGCGUGGUCCGCUUACCUCACUGUCCCUUCUGGACCAGCUUCGCAUUCUUGAUCUCCAUGAUAACCGUCUGAAUGGUACGAUUUCGCCUCUUGUUAACUGUACCAACCUUAAGCUUCUUUACCUCUCUGGGAACGACUUCUCCAGCGAGAUACCGCCGGAGAUCUCGUCUCUCAAGCGUCUCUUGCGACUAGACCUCUCCGACAACAACAUUCGUGGAGCAAUUCCCGAUGAGAUGUCAAACUUGAGUAAGCUCCUGACGCUCCGGCUCGAGAACAACGAGCUCACGGGCCAAAUUCCCGACCUCUCCAACAUUAAAGCACUGAAAGAACUUAACUUGUCCAACAACGAGUUCUACGGUCGGUUGCCCGACGCUUUGUUGAGGAAAUUCGGCGGGCAGAGUUUCUCCGGAAACGAGGGGAUUUGCGGGUCGGAUCCUCUGCCCAUUUGCUCAUUCACCCCGUCUUCUCCUCAAAUAGUCCCCUCGAACCCGAGCUCAAUUCCCCGGAGGCCAAUUCUGGGCACAGAAAAGAAUCAUUCGCGGAAAGGGCUGGGCGCGGGAGCCAUAGCGGCGAUCGUGCUAGCGAAUUGCGUGGCUUUACUCGUGGUGACGUCCUUCCUCGUGGCGUACUAUUGCGGGAGGGAUCGAAGCUCGAGCUCCAAGGCAGGAAGCGUGGAAAGCGGGAAGAGAAGGAGCAGCUAUGGAAGCGAGAAGAAAGUUUACACGAACGGAGGCGGUGGUGACGACAGUGACGGAACUAACGCCACUGAUCGAAGCAAGCUGGUCUUUUUCGAGAGGAGGAAGUUUGAGCUGGAGGAUUUGUUGCGUGCUUCUGCGGAAAUGCUGGGGAAAGGUAGUCUCGGCACGGUGUACAAAGCCGUGCUCGACGAUGGCAGCGCCGUCGCCGUGAAGAGACUCAAGGAUGCCAACCCAUGUCCCAGGAAGGAGUUCGAGCAGUACAUGGACGUGAUUGGAAACCUCAAGCACCCAAACGUUGUGCGGCUCAGAGCUUAUUACUACGCUAAAGAAGAGAAGCUUCUUGUUUAUGAUUAUCUCCCUAACGGAAGCUUGCAUUCCCUUCUUCAUGGGAACAGGGGACCAGGGAGGAUUCCGUUGGAUUGGACAACGAGGAUCAGCUUGGUGUUGGGUGCUGCUCGGGGGCUGGCAAGGGUUCAUGAAGAGUACGCAGCGUCAAAAAUCCCCCAUGGAAACGUGAAAUCUUCCAACGUCUUGCUGGACAAAAACGGCGUCGCUUUAAUCUCCGAUUUUGGACUCUCUCUUCUUCUGAACCCGGCUCACGCCAUCGCACGAUUAGGAGGGUACAGAGCUCCAGAGCAGGCGGAGGUCAAGAGACUGUCUCAAAUGGCGGAUGUGUACAGCUUCGGCGUCUUGCUGUUAGAAGUGCUGACAGGAAGAGCUCCAUCGCAGUAUCCUUCCCCAACUAGACCGCGCAUGGAGGAGGGUCAGGAGCAGAUGAUGGAUCUGCCGAAAUGGGUUCGAUCCGUGGUGAAGGAAGAGUGGACGGCGGAGGUUUUUGAUCAAGAACUUCUGAGGUACAAGAACAUUGAGGAGGAGCUGGUGGCUAUGCUCCAUGUGGGUCUGGCUUGCGUGGUGCCUCAGCCUGAAAAACGGCCGACCAUGGCGGAGGUGGCGAAGAUGAUUGAAGAUAUCAGAGUGGAACAGUCUCCUCUCGGAGAAGAUUAUGAUGAAUCGCGCAAUUCAAUUUCACCUUCGGUUGCCACCACAGAAGAUGGGAUAUAAGGUUACUAGACUUGCUUGGUUUCAUGGCAGCCUGUGGUUUGUUCUUGUGUUGUUUGGUAAGCCUUAUUCAUGUUUAUUUUCCUCGCAUUGUUGCAGGCGAGAGAGAUCAGAUGAUCUUCCCCAUCAAGCAACCAGAUUACUUUUAUUUAGACUUGUUUGUCUGUCAUGUAUUUGUUUUUUUCUCUUUUAUGCCAUUAAGCAAAUCUUCAGUUAAUAAACAAUCUUCCACUCAA